ACCGACGCAGACGACGAUUACACGGUGACAGCAGACCAACGCGCAGCGCUAAUGGAGCUGGAGUCGCUUACCUGGAACUACCCAACGCCGCAACAAGCCCGGGAUUGCACCUCAUCUCUCUCCCACGACACCAAUGAUGCUACAGAUGAAUCCGACGACGACGACGAUGAUGAAUCGUACUACGUGGACCUUGUUCCAUAUGACAUGACGGAACGGCUGAAGGAGGUGAACAGAGCUCUAAUUGAGGAUCCGACACCAGCUGAGUGUGAUCGGACUAUUACCAUUCGCUUCAGAGAGGUAAUAGCUGACUACCAUUCCCCGAGGGAUGACUUUCCUUCAGAUUCUGAUGACGGCUACGGGGAUUCUUCAGACAUUUUGUAUGAUGCUGAGGAUGAUGACGGAGGAGAAGGCAUCACCUGCCUUACCUCAGAGAUCAAAGAGGUCCUUGGAGAAAAUUUUAACGUCAUCGAUCAGGAGGCGUCUUUUAUCCAGGAGAAUGAGAGCCUCAAUCUCAUUCCUAAAGGUCAUGUAAAACUACUCGAUGUUCCUAAACUUCAGCUUAAUGACCAGCAGGAUGAUGUCCAUGCUAUCGCAGAUGAGAACCUUCCUGAACUCGUGGAAACUAGCUAUAUCACAGACGAAAAGCAUAUCCUAAUGAAUGCAUCCUGUCAAGAACUCUGUGCCAGAAACAUCAAGAUUCCAGAGAAUGAAGAAGGUCUUCCCAAAGAAUCUUAUGGUACCAAAACAGAAGACAAAAAACAGGCAGAGGAGCAAAUUCAUGUAAUUAAUGAAGACGGUGUGUCUCUUGUAGAAGUAAGUGAGAAAAUUUGUUUAGAAAAUGAACCAGGGAGCCUCGGUGACAUGAAAGCACAAGAAGAAACAACUGAUAUUUCGCAUGAAGGUUUAUUCCCAGCAGAUAAAUGUAGUGAUGUUUUAGACUCCAUUAGCUUUAACCUUCCACCAAAAAGUGAUGUAAACUUUGCUUCUUUUGAUUACAGUGAUGAUUUUGAAGACUUCCAAGAAGAAUUGGAGGAUACAGGAAAUAAAAAAAAUGAGGAGGUAAUACUUCUACCCUCCCAAAACAAAGGGUGUCUACCAAAAAUCAUAUCUGAUCCCCUUUCUGAGCCUGUCCUUACCACACAGACGACAGCCAUUAUGGGAGAGCUCUCGUCCUCACAAAGUACACAAGAGCCAGCUAGUCUUAGAAGCAAACAGAAAUCAGUCCACCACAAACUUCAGAGUCCGUCUAUUGAAAGAAAGACGACAAAAUCUGUUGAAUUGGCCAAACCUAUUUCAAGUGAUAUAGUUCACACAAAGACCAAACAUACAGGUGCCAGCACGCCAGUGAUCAAACCGGCUCUCCUCUCAUCUGACAAACUUAUCAAAAGCAACGAUUCCUGUCGCCAGAGGAACAGAAUAUCGACGUCUGCCUCUCCCGCUUCGUCUUCUUCCUUAUCAUCCGCAUCGUCUUCCGCGUCGUCUUCGUCGUCAUCUUCAGCAUCUCCAUACUCGUUUUCCAAAGAACGAAGCCGAAUCAGAACGUCCAUCAGUGGUCCUGUACGCCCCACAACUCACCGUUCCUCUGAAAAUGAGGGGAAAAAAGCCAACGUCGAAAAUAGCACUAGCGGUGGCAGUCUAACGCGACCACAAACAUCCGGCUCCCACAACAGUCUU
This is a messenger RNA of Portunus trituberculatus (swimming crab), 1674 nucleotides long. RefSeq lists its product as uncharacterized. The record is from RefSeq and is a predicted model, not a curated record. Lineage: Eukaryota; Metazoa; Arthropoda; Malacostraca; Decapoda; Portunidae. The transcript has 3 exons. The annotation marks the transcript as partial.